AUGAAAUUAAUCACCAUCCUUUUUCUUUGCUCCAGGCUGCUACCAAGUUUAACCCAGGAUUCCUCGCAAGAAAUCGACUGCAACGACCCGGAUGUAUUUCAAGCUGCGGACACUGCUCUGAAGAAAUAUAACAGUGGAAACAAAAGUGGCAACCAAUUUGUAUUGUACCGCGUAACUGAGGUCAUCAGGACGGAUGAUCCUGACACGUUUUAUUCCUUCAAGUACCAAAUCAAGGAGGGCAACUGUCCUGUUCAAAGUGACAAAACCUGGCAGGAUUGUGACUACAAUGACUCUGCACAAGCUGCUACAGGGGAAUGCACAGCGACGGUGGCCAAGAGGGGGAAUAUGAAGUUCUCCGUGGCUACCCAGACCUGCCAGAUUACUCCAGCCGAGGGCCCCCUGGUGACAGCCCAGUACGACUGCCUUGGCUGCCUGCACCCCAUAUCAACCGAAAGCCCCGACUUGGAACCUGUACUGAGACAUGCCAUUCAACACUUUAACAACAACACUGAUCACUCCCACCUCUUUGAUCUUAAAGAAGUAAAAAAGGCCCAAAGACAGGUGGUGGCUGGAUGGAACUAUGAAAUUACUUACUCAAUUGUGCAGACUAAUUGUUCCAAGGAGAAUUUUCUAUUCUUAACUCCAGACUGCAAGUCCCUUUCAAAUGGUAAUAUCGGUGAAUGUACAGAUAAAGCAUACGUGGAUAUCCAGCUAAGAAUUGCUUCCUUCUCGCAGAAAUGUGACCUUUAUCCAGGGGAGGAUUUUGUACAACCACCCACCAGGAUUUGCGCUGGCUGUCCCAUAUCUAUACCUGUCAACAGCCCAGAGCUGGAGGAGCCUCUGGAACAUUCCAUCGCAAAGCUUAAUGUAGAGAAUAAUGGAACCUUCUAUUUCAAGAUUGACACUGUGGAAAAAGCAACAGUGCAGGUGGUAGCUGGAAAAAAAUAUUCUAUUGUGUUCACGGCCAGGGAAACCACAUGUUCUAAGGAAAGUAAUGAAGAGUUGACGAAAAGUUGUGAGAUCAAUAAACAUAGUCUAAUUCUAAACUGUAAAGCUGAUGUUUACGUGGUACCUUGGGAGAAAAAAAUUUACCCUACUGUCAACUGUCAAUCACUUGGACAGACCACACUGAUGAAAAGGCCUCCAGGUUUUUCACCUUUCCGAUCAGUACCAGUGGAGAAAACUAAAGAAGGAACAAUCGUAAGUCCACCCCACACUUUCCUGGCACCUGUACAAGAUGAAGAGCAGGAUUCAGGAAAAGAACAAGGACCCACUCAUAGGCAUGGCUGGGGCCAUGGAAAGCAAAUAAAACAUGGCCUUGGCCAUGGCCAUAAACAUGAGCAUGACCAAGGCCAUGGACACCAAAAGGGUCAUGAUCUUGGCCAUGGGCACCAAAGGGGUCAUGGACAUCAAGGGGGACAUGGCCUAGCCCAUGGACAUAAGCAUGGUCAUGGCCACGGAAAACAUAAAAAUAGAGGAAAAAACAAUGGAAAGCACGAUGGUUGGAGAACAGAGUAUUUGGCAAAUUUUUAUGAAGAUAGUACUACCUCUUCUUCACAGGUACAAAAGAAGAUAGAAGGGCCAACACCCUUCCCUUCCCUAGCCCAGCCAAGUGUAGCCAAUACCUUUCCUAACUUACAGGACUCAGAUCUCGUUGCAACUGUGAUGCCUAAUACACUACCACCUCCCACAGAGAGUGAUGAUGAUUGGAUCCCUGACAUCCAGAUAGAGCCAAAUAGCCUUGCAUUUAAACUGAUUCCAGAUUUUCCAGAAACAACUUCCCCCAAAUGUCCUGGACGCCCCUGGAAGCCAGUUAAUGGAGUGAAUCCAACUGUAGAAAUGGAAGAAUUUCAUGAUUUCAGUCUCUCUGAUGCUCUUUAUUAA
This is a messenger RNA of Globicephala melas (long-finned pilot whale), 1884 nucleotides long. RefSeq names its product kininogen 1 (gene KNG1). Gene Ontology annotation, molecular function: cysteine-type endopeptidase inhibitor activity. NCBI's taxonomy places the organism in Eukaryota, Metazoa, Chordata, Mammalia, Artiodactyla, Delphinidae. The record is from RefSeq and is a predicted model, not a curated record. Gene Ontology annotation, cellular component: extracellular region; blood microparticle. Gene Ontology annotation, biological process: positive regulation of cytosolic calcium ion concentration; negative regulation of endopeptidase activity; negative regulation of blood coagulation.